GCUUCUCUUCUCAGCCAAUCGCAGUAUAACAUCUGUAAAGAUGGCGUCUGAGUUUAAAUCGGGAGUUGUGAUUAUCCUGCUAUGCUCAUGCUUGCUCUGUAUAUCCGCGUUAGACGCUAAAACUAAACCCAAGAAAAAGGACAUCCGAGACUACAAUGACGCAGAUAUGGCGAGGCUUCUGGAGCAAUGGGAGGAGGAUGAUGACAUAGAAGAAGGGGACCUUCCUGAGCACAGACGAUCUCCUCCACCUAUUGACCUUUCAAAGUUGGAUGCCUCUAAGCCUGAGGAUCUUCUCAAGAUGUCCAAAAAAGGCAGGACUCUGAUGGUCUUUGCAACAGUGACUGGAAAUCCUACAGAGAAGGAGACUGAGGAGAUCACAGGCCUGUGGCAGGGCAGUCUCUUCAACGCCAACUAUGAUGUUCAGAGGUUUGUAGUGGGCUCAAACAGGGUCAUCUUCAUGCUUCGAGAUGGGAGUUUAGCCUGGGAAGUCCGAGACUUCCUGGUGGCCCAAGACCUGUGUGAAGAUGUUACUGUGGAGGGUCAGGUGUUCCCUGGGAAGGCUGCCAGCAACAACACUAAAGACAAGCAGCAAAAUGAGGUGAACGCCAAGAAAAAAGACAAGAAAGCAGAGAAGAAGAAGCCAGACCUGAAGGCUAACCGUGCCAGCCAUGUGAAACAGGAGCUGUGAAGGAACAUUUAGGAGCUUCUGCUGGUUACUUCUGGACCGGCACCUGUUUAGUUCUGGUGAGGAGCUGCAGGAGCACACGAGAAGAGGCGGUACCAGAUCGGACGGAUGUCCCUAAUUGCUCCUGGUACACCUGACUUGAAUCUCAUCCAUUGAUUCACUGUUUUCACUUUUCCUACCCGGAGCAUCUGGAGCGACUGAGACUUUUAGUGAUGGUCAGUCACAGCUUCUCUGUUCUAACGUGAUGGAACAGCUAAAGAAGGCAAUCACAGCAGUGACUCUUCCUGAAAGAUGCGUAGGUCUGGAUUUAAUUUGAGCACUUCCUGUGUAAUACUUUUUCACUGAACAUGGAAAUAAACCUUUUGUCAUCCGUAGUGGAGGUGUGUCUUAUACCUGAACAUCUUUUACUGAAGAUCUGAAGCUGAACAUCUAAUUCAUGUUCAUUAACUUCCUCAGAAGAGCUCGUGUUUUAUACUAGAUGACACAGGCCUGAUACGGUGCUUCAGUGAAGAAAGUACUUCCCUCUGUGUUUUACUGGGCAACAGGUACCACAUUAUAAUAACUGGUGUAAUGUUUUGUAAGGGCUUACUUUUAAUAAAUGCUAAAUGGAAUAUAAACAUA
Nothobranchius furzeri (turquoise killifish) is the source of this 1306-nucleotide messenger RNA. RefSeq names its product mesoderm development LRP chaperone (gene mesd). Gene Ontology annotation, biological process: protein folding. The record is from RefSeq and is a predicted model, not a curated record. NCBI's taxonomy places the organism in Eukaryota, Metazoa, Chordata, Actinopteri, Cyprinodontiformes, Nothobranchiidae.